AUGGCGAAGCAGUACGUGCCUGCCGAGGUGGAGGAGCGGCUGUACGCGUGGUGGGAGGCUAAGGGCUACUUCAAGCCCGCGCCGGACAACGGGAAGCAGUGCUUUGUCGUCUCGAUGCCGCCUCCGAACGUGACUGGGCGGCUGCACAUGGGGCACGCGAUGUUCGUGGCGCUGGAGGACAUCAUGGCGCGCUUCCACCGGAUGCGCGGGCACCCGACGCUCUGGCUUCCGGGGACGGACCACGCGGGCAUCGCCACGCAGAUGCUCGUUGAGAGAGACCUCAAGUCGAAGGGGGUGGAGCGGGUGGCGCUCGGCCGCGAGGGCUUCCUGGACAAGGUGUGGGAGUGGAAGGAGGAGUACGGCGGCGCGAUCACGGCGCAGAUCCGCCGGCUCGGUGCCUCGUGCGACUGGUCGCGCGAGCGCUUCACUCUCCAGCCCGAGCUCUGCGAGGCUGUGACGGAGGCGUUCGUGACGCUGCACGAGCGAGGCCUCGUCUACCGGGGCGAGUACAUGGUCAACUGGUCGCCCGUGCUCGGCACCGCCGUCUCCGACCUCGAAGUGGACUACCUGUACUACUUCGACUACCCGCUCGCGGACGGGUCCGGCGCCAUCCCCGUCGCGACCACCCGCCCUGAGACCAUCCUCGGCGACGCGUGCGUCUGCGUGCACCCCGAGGACGAGCGGUACAAGGAGUUUGUCGGCAAGCUGGUCCGCGUGCCAGGCACGCAGCGGGAGGUGCCCGUCAUUGCGGACGACUACGUGGAGCGCGAGUUCGGGACGGGGGCGCUCAAGGUGACGCCGGCGCACGACGUCAACGACUACGCCAUCGGCCAGCGGCACGGCCUGCCCCUCCUCAACAUCCUGAACAAGGACGCGACGAUGAACGAGGCGGCGGGCAAGUACGCCGGCCUCGACCGGUACGCGGAGGGCCGGCGGCGCGGCUCGUGGCUCCGACCCCCGCGCCCCUGCUGCCCGCAGGUGGAGGAGCACACGCAGCGGGUGCCUCGCUCGCAGCGGUCGGGCGAGGUCAUCGAGCCGCUCGUCUCGACGCAGUGGUUCGUCAAGAUGGGGGGGAUGGCGGGCAAGGGGCUCGAGGCGGUGCGGUCGGGCGAGACCAAGAUCCUGCCCGAGCGCUUCGAGAAGGUCUACUUCAACUGGCUCGAAAACAUCCAAGACUGGUGCGUCUCGCGCCAGCUCUGGUGGGGCCACCGCAUCCCGGUCUGGUACGUCGACUCGGCGCCGGGCAAGUACUACUGCGCGCGCUCGGAGGAGGAGGCGCGCAAGCGGGCCGAGGCCGAGCUCGGGCCGGGCGUGGUGCUGCGGCAGGACGACGACGUGCUCGACACGUGGUUCUCGUCCGGGCUGUGGCCCUUCGCGACCGUCGGCUGGCCGCAGCAGGCGCUGGGCGGAGACCUGACGGGCGGCGGCGCGCCGGCGGGCUCCGACCUGGCGCGCUUCUACCCGUCGUCGGUGAUGGAGACCGGGUACGACAUCCUCUUCUUUUGGGUCGCGCGCAUGAUGAUGCUCGGCCUCGAGUUCACCGGCAAGGCGCCCUUCCACACCAUCUACCUGCACGGCCUGGUGCGCGACGCAAAGGGCCAAAAGAUGAGCAAGACCAAGGGCAACGUGGUGGACCCGCUCGACACGAUCGACACGAUGGGGACCGACGCGCUCCGCCUCUCCCUCGUCACGGGCGUCACGCCGGGGCAGGACGUGCCCCUCUCCGAGGACAAGAUCCAGGCGAACCGCAACUUCGCAAACAAGCUGUGGAAUACGGCGCGCUUCCUCACGAUCGGCCUCGCGGACCUGCCCGCCGAGCAGCGGCAGGCGCUCGCCGUGACCGGCCCGCUGGCGGAGGCCGACCUCGCCGACCUCGCCCUGCCCGAGCGCUACAUCGUCUCGCGCGUGCACGCCCUCGCCACCGACGUCACCGCGCAGCUGAGCAGCUACGACUUUGGGCCCGCCGGGCAGUCCAUCUACUCCUUCCUGUGGGACGAGUACGCGGACUGGUACCUCGAGAUCUCGAAGGGCCGGAUCGCCUCCGCCGACGCGCGCGCCGCCGCCGACGCGCGCCGCACGCUCGUCUACGUGCUCGACACGUGCCUCCGGCUACUGCACCCGUACAUGCCCUUCAUCACCGAGGAGCUGUGGCAGCGGCUGCCGCACGAGGGCGAGUCGAUCAUGGUGGCCGACUGGCCGCUGAUGGAGGAGGCGGGCGAGCUGCCGCGCGACGCCGCCGCCGAGGCCGAGUUCGCCUCGCUGCAGGCGCUGGUGCGCGGCAUCCGAAACGCGCGCGCAGAGUACCGCGUCGAGCCCGCGAAGAAGGUGGCGGCCACGGUGCUCGCGGCGCCGCGCCUCGCCGCGGCGGUGCGGAGCGAGGCGGCCGCGCUCGAGGUGCUCGCGCGCGUGGCGACGGGCGCGCUCCUCGUCGAGGAGGCCGGCUCCGACGCCGCGGCGGCCGCCGAGCAGGCGGCGGGCGAGGGCGCCGUGCGGCUGAUCCUGGGCGACGGGCUCGAGGUGCUGCUGCCGAUCUCGGACCUCGUCGAUGCGGACAAGGAGCGCGCGCGGCUGGGGAAGCAGCAGACCAAGCUCGAGGCGGACAUCGGCAAGCUGGAGGCGAGGCUGUCGUCGGACGGCUUCGCGGGCAAGGCGCCCGAGGCGGUGGUGGCAAAGGCGCGCAACGAGCUGGCCGACAUGAAGACAAAGCUUGCGGCCGUCCUGGAAGGGCUUGCCAAGCUCUGA
Molecule: messenger RNA, 2742 nt
Organism: Emiliania huxleyi CCMP1516
Lineage: Eukaryota; Haptophyta; Isochrysidales; Noelaerhabdaceae
Product: putative valyl-tRNA synthetase
Exons: 4
Coding region: 1-2742 (913 amino acids)
Biological process (GO): valyl-tRNA aminoacylation
Cellular component (GO): cytoplasm; cytosol
Molecular function (GO): ATP binding; valine-tRNA ligase activity; aminoacyl-tRNA deacylase activity
Source: RefSeq, a predicted model, not a curated record